AUGUCUAUACAUUUAACAUUUGAUGAUCAAAGUAUUGAUGAAGAUGAAAAUCUUCAAUCAACAAAUGUUUUGUUUGGACAAGUAAACUCAACCGCUCGACUAUCUCAAGCUGUUGGUACUACAGAUAUUCAAGAUAUCGGUGCUAGUGAUCUCACUAAUUUCAUCUCAGGUUUUGCUGCUUCUGAUGAUAUUCCAUCAGAUAAUCCUCCAUCUUCGUCCACUUUAGGUGCUGAAAUUCUGCAUAAUGCUGGUCGUCAACAUCCUUCAAGUUAG
Rotaria sordida is the source of this 273-nucleotide messenger RNA. Lineage: Eukaryota; Metazoa; Rotifera; Eurotatoria; Philodinida; Philodinidae. The record is from the annotation of a GenBank genome assembly.